Molecule: messenger RNA, 4273 nt
Organism: Pyricularia grisea
Lineage: Eukaryota; Fungi; Ascomycota; Sordariomycetes; Magnaporthales; Pyriculariaceae
Exons: 10
Coding region: 748-2799 (683 amino acids)
Molecular function (GO): flavin adenine dinucleotide binding; oxidoreductase activity, acting on CH-OH group of donors
Source: RefSeq, a predicted model, not a curated record
CCAGUCUUGCGGAAAAAUUCCCUCAUUGAAAGUGCCUAGAUGAUAUGACCUCCAGGAUUACUCACAAAGUAUCUCCGCACAAAUCACGCCUGCUGACCUAUUGCAUCUGAUCAAACCACCAACACUUUGCCCAUGUUGCAGAGCAUUCCCUGUAACAAGGUUUUCCACAUCGAAGCCAUCGCUAUUAUCCAUCCCUUUUCAUCCCAAGAACCAUGACAUCCUCGUCGGGAUGGCGGGUCUUCCAGUCGAGCAUCCCCCCUCCAGGCGUCAUGUCUGGACCCCAGUUGAUCCUAUUGCCGAGCCUCUUCCCCGCGCUGGGCAGUAGCAUCUUGCAGCAGCUUUUUAAUAUGCAUCAAUUGGAACCAUGGAACGUUGAUAUCCAUUGGCCAUCGGACGGCCAAGCAACCAUGUAAUUGGCUCUUGGCAUCUGCUUGAAGGUUUGUUAUAGUUGGGUAAUAAAAGAAGUUAUGGUGUAUUGGGGCGAGGGGUACGCGUUAGAAGAGGAGAAUCACCAAAAGAGGGACGAGGUAGCAGAGAGAAAGAUGAGGGGAUUAUUAGGAAGAGGAGAAGAGCGAGGGGAAUGGUGAAAUCCAACCAUAAAUAAAGGCGGACCGAAACUGGACUGACCUCGAUUCCCGUGCACCUCUUCUAUACGACCUCCUUCAGUCCAAACCCGGAAGAAAACUUUUUCCAACGCGUUCUAUCUACUUCCUAGAUCAUUUUAUACCCUCGGGAUACAUUGUGAUCAUGAGAGACGCCGGACCAGAGUCUCGUGGCGAUGAGAGGGGUUAUGCCAGUGGCAUGAUUCCUGAUGAGUUUGACAUCAUCGUGUGUGGUGGAGGUAGUACAGGAUGCGUGGUGGCUGGUCGUCUUGCCAAUCUGGAUCACAACCUCAAAGUCCUUCUCAUCGAAGGCGGUGAGAACAACCUAAACAACCCCUGGGUCUACCGCCCUGGAAUCUUCCCGCGAAAUAUGAAGCUAGACUCCAAGACGGCCUCCUUUUAUGAGUCGCGUGCAUCAGAUGCUCUUGCCGGGAGAAAAGCUGUUGUACCCUGCGCCCAUGUCCUGGGUGGUGGCUCUUCCAUCAACUUCAUGAUGUACACUCGUGCCUCAGCCUCAGACUACGACGACUUCCAGGCCAAAGGAUGGACGACCAAGGAACUUCUUCCACUUAUGAAGAAGCACGAGACCUACCAGCGCGCCAGUCACAACCGUGACACGCACGGCUUCGAGGGACCUAUCAAGGUAUCCUUUGGAAACUACACUUACCCAAUCGCCUGGGACUUCUUGCGCGCUACCGAAUCUCAAGGCAUCCCAACAGUGGAUGAUCUCCAAGAUCUCUCUUGUGGCCAUGGCGCCGAGCACUGGCUCAAGUGGAUCAACCGUGAUACUGGGCGCCGUAGUGACAGCGCACAUGCAUACAUCCACUCUACUCGUGCAAAGCACUCUAACCUCUACCUGGUCUGCAAUACCAAAGUGGACAAGGUCAUCAUCGAGAACGGCAAGGCAGUGGCGGUGCAGACAGUAGCCACGAAGCCCCUUUCCAGAGAUCAGCUCAAGCCUCGCAUUUUCCGUGCGCGCAAGCAGAUCGUCGUGUCGUGCGGCACCCUCUCCUCGCCACUUGUUCUGCAGCGUUCUGGUGUCGGGGACCCCAAAAAGCUCAAGGCCGCAGGUGUCGAGCCGAUCGUGGAUCUUCCCGGUGUGGGCCUCAACUUUCAGGACCACUAUCUUCACUUUUCCGUGUAUCGUGCAAAGCCUGGGACUGAGUCGUUUGACGAAUUCGCUCGUGGAAACCCAGAGAUCCAGAAAGCAGUCUUCGACCAGUGGGAGCUCAAGGGGACUGGCCCGCUCGCUACUAAUGGAAUAGACGCUGGAGUCAAAAUCAGGCCAACGCAGAAAGAACUUGACGAGUUCAAGACCUGGCCCUGCAACUCAUUCCAGAAAGGAUGGGACAGCUACUUUAAAAACAAGCCCGACAAGCCAGUCAUGCACUACUCCGUGAUCGCAGGUUGGUUCGGCGACCACAUGCUGAUGCCACCUGGAAAUUUCUUUACCAUGUUUAACUUUUUAGAGUAUCCCUUCUCUCGUGGAUACACACACAUCAAGUCGGCUGACCCUUAUGCAUGCCCUGACUUCGACACGGGCUUCAUGAGCGACGAGCGUGACAUGGCUCCCAUGGUGUGGGGAUAUAUCAAGUCACGUGAGACGGCCAGGCGUAUGGAUGCCUAUGCUGGAGAGGUUCAGAACAUGCACCCCUUCUUCAAAUACGACUCGCCCGCUCGUGCUCAUGACAUGGACCUCGAGACCACAAAGGCCUAUGCACUCCCGGGCAACGUCACCGCUGGAUUGCAGCACGGUAGUUGGAGCAAGUUCCUCCCUCCGGCUGACAAGCAGCCCGACAUCGAGGUGCUCAACUCUCACAAGAAGGCUGUGUUUGACGACCUCAAGUACUCGACGGAUGACAUCAAGGCUAUUGAGGAGUGGGUGAAGCGUCAUGUCGAGAGUACCUGGCACUGUCUGGGAACAUGCUCCAUGGCCCCCAAGGAGGGCAACAGCAUCGUAAAGCACGGUGUCCUCGACGAACGUUUGAACGUACAUGGUGUUUCUAACCUCAAGGUUGCUGAUCUCAGUAUCUGCCCUGAUAAUGUUGGAUGCAACACAUACUCCACGGCCCUUCUCAUCGGUGAAAAAGCUGCUGUUCUUAUCGCCGAGGAUCUUGGCUACUCUGGCGAGGCGCUUGAAAUGAAGGUGCCCGAGUACAAUGCCCCCGGUGAGAUGAAGCUGCUAAGCCGACUCUAAUCCGACUUGGUUAUGAGCGCGAUCUUUGGUGAACGGUAAAUAAGUAAUGCCUGGCUAUUCUUUGAUCCGAGUUUCCAGUUCGAUCCUUGCAGCACACAGAACGGCGGGAAGUGACGACAAUGACCUGAAAUUUGCGUGGGGUGACGGAAUGGUUUGUAGAUUUACCUACAUAGGUCGCUCUUAUCAGCAGUGCUAGUCCUGUAACGUCUCGAAUGAUCUUUCGAUCACCAAAUAAGAGAAAGUCAACAGUGACAAACCCUAUGGCUCAUAAGUAUACAUCUACUGGAUCAAGUCUCCUUGGCGACACGCAUAUCAUCUUCCCACUCCUUUUGCACCUCGGCAGCAAAAGCAUCAUCACUCAGAACUCUCCAUCCAACCAUUGCCAUACCUCUUCCGCACUCAAUCGCCUUUUUGUAGGACUUGUCUAGCCCUGCGGCGGCAGCAAAUGCGAGCGUAUGGUUCGACUGGCCCUUCUCCGUAUCUAUGCCGAAUGCGCCAUGGAAGCCAGGGCACUCGUAGCAAACGUCACCCAUGUCGGUGCUGCCAGCCAGAAAAUCGGCCGGCUCAGAGAAGGAGACGGUCUCUGGCGUCUGUACAGCUUGGUAUUCGCGACAGAGGGCCCGCGACGGUCUUACGUCGGCGUACGAGUUGAUAGGCUCGUAGCGAACGCCACACCCGGUCGCAAUGGCGGCACCCUCGAAGCAGAGCUUGACCCUCUCCCACAACUUCUGGGCCGCAGCUCGCGUGUCACUCCUGACAUAGUACUCGACGCAGGUGGAAGAGGGUGUCACGUUGGGCCUUUCACCGCCUUGACGCACCACUCCGUGGAUUCGCUCGUAGGGUCUGAUGUGCUGCCGGAGCAUGGAAAUUGCAUUGUACGACAGCGUGGCGGCGUCGAGAGCAUUGAUGCCAUCCCAGGGAGCCAUAGCAGCAUGACUCUCGCGACCACUGAAGUAGAUGCGCAUCUUGACGUUGGCGAGCAUGCGCACAAAAGCGACCUCCUCGACGGGGGCGGCGAGUAGGUAGGAUGGUCCAGGAUGCACCAUCAGGCUGGCGGCGGCGUCUUUGUAGGCUCCGGCGGCGAUCAACUUGAGCUUGCCGCCGCCGCCCUCCUCGGCGGGAGUGCCCAAAAGACGGACUCGUCCUGGCUGAUCCGGAUUGUGCUUGAGGGCAGCAGCAAGACCCAGAAAGGCGGCGAGGGACGACGAGGCAAUCAGGUUAUGCCCACAGGCAUGACCAAUGCCUGGAAGGGCGUCAUACUCGGCGUUGUAGACCACCAGGCGACCACCUGACCCGUACUCGGCCGAGAAAGCAGUCUCGACUCCAUAGGCGUGCGGGGUUACUUGGAAUUGAAGCUUCCGCAAGAGUGAAACGAGAGCAUCGUGGGCUUUGAACUCUUCGUAUGCCAGUUCAGGAUUGGCGUGGAUCUGGUCAUUGAUGCCCCUAAUAUCGCCAUCUUUUUCCCGCAGUUCAU